UUUAAAAACAGCUGUUAUUUAUUAACCUGAUCUUAUAAUAUUCGAAAAAAAAAGCCGUUUUUAAAUUUUAAAAAAUAUAUGAUUUCAUAAUACUAAGAUAAUGUUACAACAUAAUAAAGACCUUGACAUGCAAAAGCCUUAAUCUCUCAUUUGUAUUGCGUAUUGGCCCUCGUACAGUACCAAUUAAUGAAAUGAGCCCCCAAAGAAAGAAAAUUAUCGUUGUAGGCAUUAGUGGGGCAACGUGUAGUGGAAAAACGACAGUUGCAAAAGAACUAAAUAAACUAUUACCGAACAGUAAGAUUUUUUGCCAAGAUGAUUAUUUCUUUCCAGUGGAUGACUCAAGGCACACAUGGAUUCCAGAAUUGGAUCACAUAAAUUUUGAUAUUAUUAGCUCCCUAGACAUGGAAAAGAUGGUUUUGGACGUUAAACAACACAUGAAAAGUAAAACAAACAAUACCAUCACUGAAACUCCUAUGCCAGAAUAUGAUAAACAGAGAAACUUAUUGCAAAUUAAUGACUGUCAUGUUGUUAUAGUUGAGGGCUUCUGCAUAUUUAAUUAUAGACCCUUAGCUGAAUUGUGUGACCUAAAGUACUUUUUUACACUGGAUUUUGAAGAGUGCCACAGAAGGCGAGAGAAAAGGGUUUAUGAGCCUCCAGAUUGCCCUGGAUAUUUUGAUAAAUGUGCAUGGCCAGAGCAUUUAAAACAAAAAGAAGAAGUCAAGAGAGAAUUUAAUGAUGUGGUUUAUUUUGAUGGAAAUAAUUCAAAACAAUCUGAAGCUAUAAUUAGGGAUAUUUGUAGUAUACUUUGUACUACUUAGGUAACAUAGUAUCUUAUGUUCCUUUAGUCGCUAGAUUUUUAAAAUAAAGGGAAGUGCACACUUCAUAAACAAUUGUGUUUAAUAGGAAAAUUAAUAUAGGUACAAAAGUUGGCUCAUUGUAUAGAGCACGUAACUUUCCAUACCAUUCUAAGAAUUAUUUAAAUAAAGUAGGUGUAUGUAAUUUUAGGUUUUAAAAGCUUUGUCUUUAAUUAGAGGGUAUCAAUUUUUUAACAGAAAUUAUAGUCUGGUGUAACUUUAUUUCAUAAAAGGUGAGGUUUUAGGUUUACAGCCAAUGAUUCAACUUUUUCAUUAUAAGGAAAAUUUAAAAUAUCAAAAAUCAUUAUGCAAAAUUUUUUUGCCAUCUAAGAAAAUAAAAUUGUAAAAUAUUACUCGCUAUGCUUUUAUAUAAAUAGAUAGGUUAAUUCAAAGUCUGUAUGCACUUGACAAGUACAUUUUAAGACACAGGAUGUCUCUUAAAGUCAUGUUUUUAAGUUGGCCUUAUUCAUAAAAUGUACACCAAAAAAAAAGUGAAAAUAUUGAGUAAUGAAAUGAAAAAAUAAGAUUUAAUUCAUGUUACUUGAUUUUAAAUCACAUUAUGAAUUAACUGACAAACCAAAUUUACUUAAUUAUAAAUUUGUCUUUUACAAGUCAACUUUACCUUGUAUGUAAUAAACACCUAAAAUAUUAAUUGAUGAAAAUAAUGUACCUAAAUGCCAUUUAGACUCUGACAGUAUAAAUUAUAUGGUACACACAUAAUGUAUUAUUAAUAGAUAAAUACCAGAAGCAUUCCCACACAAAAUGUUUAAUUUUAUUUGAAAAUUACAUAUACAACUUUACAGAAAAGUUACUUUAUGUGUAUUUUAGUUACUUAUAUAGGUUAUAAAAAAACUUAUAUUUUAUAAUACUUUUACAAGAAGUAUGGACUUCUACCCUAUUUAAUUAGUUAGUUGUAAAAUGUUCGAAAGUCUAUCCUUUUUUUGAUCUACUUAAUCAAACAUGCUAUAUCUAUCUUGUCAGCUGUUAGGGGUCUAUGAGGAAAGUUAAGAAAAAAUUGUAUCUUCAACCAUGAAUUUAAUUUUCUAGCCAAAAAAAACAGUACACGUAUUCAGGUUCCACCAGAUUUCAAACUAAUAUUUCAUGACCCUGAGUUAUUAUAUAUUAACACUUUGACUGCCAUAUGAAGUAAAUAUAAUUCACACGGCGUUGGGCACUCUGCGCCAUGUGAAUUUUAUUUAACUCCAUCAAAUCCUUACCUAUAACGCCGUGUGACUUCUGUACGUUUCACGUUUUAAUACUUUGCUUAUGGAGUGAUAUUGACCAUGGCCCCAGGAGCAAACUAAUAUAAUUGGCCUGUAGUUUUAGUUUAUUUUUUUAAUUAAAGGAGGCAUAAAAAUACACAUAUGUUAUAACUAAUGUAACCUUUAUUAUAGACAAAAUAAACACAUGUUUUUAAGUUUAUAGAACACAAUAAUGGUUAAUUUAAUGGAUAUUUUAUAUAGUACUUAUAAUUUAAAUGAUUUGUGUUUAACAAAAAAACAUUCUACACAAAAAUAAGAUUUACAUUUUUCGCACUUAUACGGAGUUUGUUUUGCUUUUAAAGCUGCAUGUUUUCUUCCAAAUUGCAACUUCAAGCUCUCAUAACAAACUGUACAUCUUCUUCUUGCAUCCAUAUGUUUUAAAGAAUUGAGAACUGUUGGUAAAUUUUCUGUUUUGGAAAUUUCAGACUGUAAUAGAGCCAUUGUAACCUCUUCUUUAAAACUGGUUAUUUUUAUGUUUUUCUUUUUAAUUAUUUUGUAAAGAAUGUGUGCAUUUACAAGAGCCGACCCUGUUAUCAAUUCGAUUGCGAGUUUACGGUACCAUUUUACCCCUCUCCUGAGUGCAGCUGAAUAGGCUCUCAUUUGGUCUGAUAUAUUAAUGAAACCUUUACUAUGAUUGUAAUCCACCACAAUUUGAGGUUUUUGAGUAACUGUGCCGUUCUUAGGAAUAUCGACCAUUCUGUUGUACAUGAAUAGUGCUCAAUGUCAGUACGUCUCUUUUGUCUUUCCACUUAAGGACUACUACUCCAGUAUUGCUUUCUCAAGAAAUGGUAUCAUUCUUGUUCAAUUUGGCCUGUAUAACUUCUUGCGGGUUUAGUUUCCUAUUACUUCUUAGAGUGCCAACAAGAUGAGCAUAGAAUGUUCUAAUAAUUGAUGGGCAACAUGGACACUGGUGUAAAAAUUGUCUGUGUAAAGUAUUUUUCCCGAACUCCAUUACUACAGAUAAAGCUGCUGGUGCUCCUGGCUGGACAUCUCUACCGCAAUAUACUUUCAUGUUAUAAGUAUAACCAUUUUCAGUGCAUAAUUUAUAUUACCUCUAUGUCAAAUUUUUAUUUUUUAUAGAUUGCUUAAAGGCAAGUUUUCCUCGAAAAGGUACCAAAGUUUCGUCUAUGCAAAUUUCUUUUUUGGAUAUAUUUGCUGCCUGAAAGCGUGCCAAUAAUAAAUCUAUAAGGUGUUUUAUCUUAAAGAGUCGAUCACCUUCGGGGCAUGCUUUAUUAUCUGAUAAAUGCCACAUGCGUAGAAUAAGCUCAAAACGAUUUCUGAACAUUAAAUUUUUUACUUUAUUCUUAUAAAUAAAUUUUUGUGACCAGUAAUCAGAUAGUUUUGGUUUUUUAUUGAGACCCAUCCAAAAAAUAAUGCCCAGAAAAGUCUCAAAUUCCUUUGUAGAUAAAUCUUUCCAUUUUGUAAGCCGAGAGUGUCGUGAGAGGUUUUUAUUUUCCAGCGUUUGUUGUGCAUACCUGUUUGUCUCUGUCACCAUGUGCUGAAUGAUGCCUUCAGUCAAAAAGAACUUGUAAUAUUCAUACGGACUUUUGUCAAUUAAUUCAUUGAUAAUCUCUGCAGGAAUUCCAGGGUUUACUUCAGAAAAUUGAAAUUGUUUUAGGUUUAUUCCAGUAACGGAGCUCCAUAAACUCCCCAGGAACAUCAGAAGAAUCCUCAUCAGGCUCCGAAUGGUCAGAUAAUUCUGGGUUUUGAUGUGCUUGAUUUACUACUUCCUCUAUAGUUUGAUCAACCGUUGAAGUGGAUGUCAUAUCGAGUGAUAUUGACCCUAUUUGUUGAUUGGUGUUAGGUUGUUUCUUUUUCAAAAUAUCUGUUCUAAAAAAAGCCAUAUUCGUUUAAAAAAAUAUACAUUUAAAACUUUAGGUAUUUACCUUUCAACUUGUUUUUUUCUUUUUUUGCGAACUGGUUCAUAAUCUUCCGAAUCUGUAGACGAAAAAUCACUAGGUAAAUAGUCAUCUUCGGAAUAAUCUCCAAAGGGCUCAGGUACGUCUUCAUCGCUCAUAUCUAACACCUCCUCUUGAAAUUGAGCACUAUUAUUCUCAGCUAAAGCUUCAUCCAUUAGCAUUUGAAGCCUUUUUUGUUCAUUUUCGUAAAUAUUCCGCGCCAUUAUUAUGCUCGCACGCGUUUGCACACUUCUCUACACAACCAAAGAAGUACUAAUACUACGAACCAUAGAUAAACAAUUUAUAGGGGUUAACACAGCAUACAAUAACACUACGAACACAGCAUACAAUAACAUACAGUGGCGGCCAGCAAAUUAAAAACGAUACAAUUUUUAAUAUUUUAUGCUAAAAUCAGACGGUAUAUUUUCUAUUUGCACAUAAAUGUUUUUAUCACUUCAUGUUAAGCUUGCACAUGCAUAAAUAUUUGGAUUUGAAACAGGUUUGAAAUCUGAUAUUUUAACAAUUUAGAAAUACCUUGGACAGCUAAAUAAAAACGAUUCAUCUUUUGUUUUUUUUAUCAAUUUUUGUCGAAUAUGAAUGUGUAGCAUUUAUUUAUCAUUUAGUUGGUGUCUCACUUAAGUAAUACAAGGUCAAUAUAAAACAAACGUUAUGGGUAAAAAAAAGAGUUGUGAUCCUGAAAAAAGACAAGUAAUUUUAAAUUUGAUUCAAGAAGGGCAUUUAUGAGUAAAGUUGCAGCAAUGCUAAAAUGUUCCAAAUUUAUGGUUCAUAAUGCUAUUAAACAUUAUAAAACUCACGGCAAGGUUAGAGAUGUACCUAGGAAGAAAAGGCCUAGAAUAACAACCGCAAGAGAGGAUAAAAUUAUGGUACGUUUAGCAAAAAAGUCGCCCCAUUUAACAGCAGUAGAUAUCAGACGUGAAAUGUAUGCACAAAACGAUCCGAAGCCAUCAGUAAGAACAAUUCGCCGCCGACUUAAUGAGUUUCAACUAUUUGGAAGAGUUUCCCGAAAGAAGCCACUUGUCUCAAAGAAGAAUCGUAAACUCCGAUUGCAGUUCGCACGCGAUCAUUUGAGUUGGACCCUUACCCAAUGGAAAAAUAUACUUUGGUCGGAUGAAACAAAACUUAAUCGCAUCGGAUCGGAUGGUCGUACUUACGUACGAAGACCACCUGGUGAGGAAUUAAAUCCAAGAUUCACAAAAUUAACUGUUAAACAUGGGGGUGGUUCAAUCAUGAUGUGGGGCUGCAUGUCAUGGUAUGGAGUUGGACCAAUUUAUAAAAUAGAUGGAAUUAUGGAUCAGGAGAAAUACAAAUCUAUAUUAGAAAAUGUGAUGCUUCCAUAUGCAGAAGAAAAAUUACCUAUUACCUGGAAAUUUCAACAGGAUAAUGACCCCAAGCAUACAGCACGUUCAGUAAAAAGGUGGUUUGAACAAAACGUCGUUGAUGUAAUUGAAUGGCCCUCGUGUAGUCCAGACCUCAACCCGAUAGAGAAUCUGUGGAAUGAUCUUAAAAGAAUAAUUCAGCCAAAGCAAUUUAAAAACAUGGACGAACUAGUGAAAGGUGUUCAAGAAGCUUGGUAUUCCAUCCCAAUUACUCGCUGUCAAACUUUAAUAGAAUCUAUGCAAAGAAGAUGUCUAGCAAUAAAAGAAGCUAAAGGAUAUCCUACCAAAUACUGAUUUUUUUUGGUGUAAAAUUAAAAUAUUGAAUUCGUUUUUAAUUUGUUGUCCAUUAAUUUUGUAAACAUUUUUUUUCCCUAGAUUUUUGAAUAGAUUACUAUUGAUUUAUGGUAGAAUGUGUUUAAUAUGUCUAACCCUUAUAAAUAAAUAUCAUUCGUAAAACUGCAUAAAAUGGUUUUCCAAAAAAGUUAAAUUUUGUGUCGUUUUUAAUUAGCUGGCCGCCACUGUAUACGGUGCUUUAUAUGCUGUGCUACUAACGCUAACGGCAAAUGGACGCAUAACGAAAAUCAUCGAAUCGGCCAAGAAACACGGCGCACAGCGCAAGGUUGCCAAAAUUCUGCAUGAAUUACAUCUGAUACACAUGGCCGUGAGAAGAGGUAUUGCUUCUAGGGCCUCGUGAAUUAUAUUUAAUUCACGGCCCUAAAUUACCCCUUUUAAAGUAAAUAUGUAACAGUCAUUUAUUAUUUAUUUAUUAAAAAGUCGCAAUGGCUCCAGGUUUUGUGUUUUUUUUGGAGUGUGGCAGUCAACGCGUUAAGACCAGUGAUUAAUUUAGAGUUUGUAUUUAAAGGUGUUUUACUAUUCUAAAGGACAAACCAUACUAUUAUUUAUUGAAUGUUUUUAUUUAUAUUAAGAUUAGUAUGCAGUAGCGUGAAUUUAUCUUACGGUGUGCAUUUAUAACCCUUUAUAACUUCAGUACAAAACAUACCAAUAAAUAUCUUAAGUAAUAAAUGGUCACUAGUUUACUUUUUGAUAUGUAAACCCAGCAGUUGGUUGAAAAAAAAACCCAGAUGAAACUUUUGUGUUUUUUUAUUUAAAUAAAAGAUGUUAAUAAAUCUGGGAUUUAAUACAGUAA
Molecule: messenger RNA, 6558 nt
Organism: Anthonomus grandis grandis
Lineage: Eukaryota; Metazoa; Arthropoda; Insecta; Coleoptera; Curculionidae
Product: nicotinamide riboside kinase 1
Exons: 1
Coding region: 192-818 (208 amino acids)
Cellular component (GO): cytoplasm
Source: RefSeq, a predicted model, not a curated record